Messenger RNA from Vombatus ursinus (common wombat), 4485 nucleotides. RefSeq names its product zinc finger protein 879-like. Gene Ontology annotation, biological process: regulation of transcription by RNA polymerase II. Bases 385 to 1881 code for a protein of 498 amino acids. The transcript is spliced from 4 exons. NCBI's taxonomy places the organism in Eukaryota, Metazoa, Chordata, Mammalia, Diprotodontia, Vombatidae. The record is from RefSeq and is a predicted model, not a curated record. Gene Ontology annotation, cellular component: nucleus. Gene Ontology annotation, molecular function: RNA polymerase II cis-regulatory region sequence-specific DNA binding; DNA-binding transcription factor activity, RNA polymerase II-specific.
UCAGUCAAAGGCACUUGGAUGGGUCAUGCUAAUUCCAGUGAAUCUGAAAUUGUGCCGUGUUUACUUUCCCAUAAAAAUGAUUCCUGAUUCUUAAUGGAGAGAGAGUGCCGUUCCCUCGGAUGUCAACGUUGUCCUUCUAAAUACGAUGUUCUGGUUCAGCAUUUCACAUGGAUGAUCUGUAGGACUGCCAAGGGCUGCUUUGGGGAGAUAACUAGCCAGGGUGACUGAGCCCCGGAGUGUGGUGAAGAAUCAGACUCACAUUUGGGAGACUGACUAGCUUGGUGAUGAAUGUUCCCGUUAGCUUUUCUUAAACCCAGUUUUCUCAUCUGUGCAAUGGGGAGAGCGAGUCCUUGCAGUCCCAGCCUCACAAGAUCCACGUGAAGGAUGACCGCUGGGCGAGCACGAGCAUCUUUGGUGUUUUGGGAGUCAGUGACCUUCCAGGAUGUGGCCGUGGACUUCACGUGGGAGGAGUGGGGGCACCUGGGCCCUGCCCAGAAGGAGCUGUACCGGGAGGUGAUGCUAGAGAACUACAGGAACCUGGUGUGCCUGGCAGGCCUUGCCGUUUCCAAACCGGACGUGAUCUGUCAGCUGGAGCAAGGUGGAGCACCAUGGUGGCCAGAGGGUGGAGUCCCGGGAAGCAGCUGUGCGGUUUGGGACACUAGGCCUGACACCAAGGAGUCAUCUCCGAAGUUGGCCAUUUCUAUAAAAGAACCAUCCAAUAAGACACUUCCACGGGGUGGUCUCUGUGACUCUAAGCUGAGAUGUUCCUGGGACUAUGGUGCAAGAUUAGAGAGGAAGCUGAGUCAAGAGGAGAGCCAUUCUAAACAAGUAAAACUUGUCCGAAGGAAAACUGCCAAUCAAGGAAGAAGAAACGAAUUUGAUAAAUAUGGGAGAAGCUUCGGUCUAGAGCCGAUCCUUUUUCCACAACAGAGAGAAUUGAUUGAAAAAAGUCUCCGUGAGUAUGACAUGCAGGAGAGCUUCAGGCUGUAUUCAGAGCUAAGAAAAUGUAAUAAUAUAUGCUCAAAGAAGAUAUUGUCUGUGUAUAAUAAAUGUGGAAGAUCCUUCAGGUAUAAUUUAGGACUUAUCAAAAAGCGUGGAAUACAUAUUGGAGAGAAAACUUACAAAUGUAAUGAAUGUGGCAAGACUUUCCGUCAAAGCACAGGACUUAUUCAACAUCAUAGAAUUCAUACAGGAGAAAAACCCUAUAAAUGUAAUGAAUGUGGGAAGGCCUUCCGUCAGAGUUCAGGCCUUAUUCAACAUCAUAGAAUUCACACUGGAGAAAAACCUUAUAAAUGUAGUGAAUGUGGAAAGGCCUUCUGCCAAAACUCAGGCCUUACUCAACAUCAGAAAAUUCAUACUGGAGAGAAGCCUUAUGAAUGUAAUGAAUGUGGGAAGGCUUUCCUCCGGAAUACUGAGUUAACUGAACACCAGAUAACUCAUACUGGAGAGAAACCUUAUGAGUGUAACGAGUGCGGGAAGGCCUUUUGUCAGAGGGCAGAACUUAGUCGCCAUCAUAAAAUUCAUACUGGAGAGAAGCCUUAUAAAUGCAAUGAAUGUGGGAAGGCCUUCCGCCAGAUUACACACCUUACUCAGCAUCAUAAAAUCCACACUGGAGAGAAACCUUAUGAAUGCAGUCAGUGUGGGAAGACCUUUCGCUACAGCUCACACCUUACUCGACAUCGUAGAACUCAUACAGGGGAGAAACCGUACGAAUGUUAUGAAUGUGGAAAGGCCUUCCGCAGGAGUUCUCACUUUAUUCGACAUCAGAUAAUUCACACUGGGGAGAAACCUUAUAAAUGUAGGGAAUGUGGAAAGGCCUUUCGCUGGAGCACAGGACUUAGUCGACAUCAGAGAACUCAUAACGGAGAGAAACCUUAUUAACGUAAAGGAUGUGACGAAGUCUUUUAUAGUUCCUGCCUUCUUCAGCAGUAGGAAUUUAUACUGGAGGGAAGUCUCAUGAAUGUAAUCAGUAUGGGAAUGCUUUUUCUCAGGCCACAGAGCUUAUUCACCAUCAGGUAAUUCAUAGUAGAGAGGAACAUGAAUAUAGUGAAUGUGGGAAAUCCUUUCCCCAGCAAAUAAAAUUUAGUAAAUGUCAGAUAAUUAAUCCUGGAGAAAACCUUUAUGAAUGUAAAGAAUGUAAAGGGAAGGCUUUUAUCCAAAGAGAAUACCUUACAAUAAAUCAUAGAUGUAGAGCUAAAAGGGGCCUCAGUGAACAUGUAGCCCAAACCCCUUUUUAGUGAUGUGGAAAUUGAGGCCCAGGGAGGUGAUUUGCACAAGGUCACACAGGCAGGCUUUCCCACCUGAGAGCUGGAGGGAAAUCCCUCCAAACACAUAUAGCCCUAGAGAACUAUGGAGCUUGAGGAAAGAUGGGCAGAGUGCCUGCUCAGAAAAGAGAUAAAGAGGGAGGGAGCUAGCCUGGAGUAGAGGAGGAGGGUGAUGUGGUGCCUGAAGUGUUUCAGAAUCUGGGAAAUAGGUCAGGUGGCUUCAGGCAGAAACUCAGUAACUCAAGUCUCCUAAAUGCCUCUCUUUCACCUGCCUUCACAGCUCUAGGGCCCUACCAUCUCCGCUUUAUCACAGGGAGGGCCCCGUGUAUCUCUGACGCAUAUCUUCUCUUCAUGCCUGGCAGGAGGAAUUACCUGGAACAGAGGAGGGCCUCACAUUCCUUGGAGGUUCCUGUCCCCUGGGUCAGGCUGCAACCUGUCGCAGAAAUUUAGAUUUCUUCACCCUCAAGGAUCGCAGAAUCAUAGGUCUGGAGCCGGAAAGCACCUUAGAAGUUGUGAGGAUCAAAUGAAACUUUGUAUGGUGCUUGGCACAGUGCCUGGGGCCUAGCGGGCAUUAUAUAAUGCUGGCUCUUAUUAGAGGAUAGUGAAGCCCUUCCAGACUGGGAGUAUCUAGGUCAGAGAAGAGAAGGCUUACAGAGGGAGGGAAGUAAUACUUGUCUGGGGGCAUAGAAGAAGGAUUCUCUUUGUUCUGUUUGUCCCUGGAAGAGCAGUCAGGAAAGUUUUAAAAGAAAAUUUAGGCUUGACACCAUAAGGGAAAACUUGAUGGCAAUUAGUAGACAAUCCAUCCGUAGGUAGUAGGUGACCCCUCACUGGAUACCUUUAAGCAUGGUCUGAAAGAGAAUUUUGUUGGUAUGUUUGGAGAGUUAGUGUUUAUAUAUAGUCUAAUCUAGAUUGCUUCUGUGGUCCUUUCCAGUCCUGAGAUUCUAUGAUUCUCAUCCUAAGAAUUCAUAGUGGAGAAAAGCCUUAAGAAUGUAGUAAAUGUAACUUUUACUGUGCACUUUCAAAUCACUCUCUUCGGAGAUCCUAUAGAUUUGCAGCUCUGCUACUAAUGAAUGAGUACUUGUCUCUUCACCCUUUUCAUGCACAUUGAGUUGCUGCUUUGGAUUAUUUUUGCUGAUUUUUAUGAGUGUGAGAUGUUACCUCAAUGUUGUUUGUAUCUGCAUCUUUGAUUAUUAGCGAACCCUUUACCUGUAUCCUUGAUCUCAUUCGAUCCCAUCUUCACCAGCAGAAUGCCUUCUCUAUCAUCUCCACUCUCUCUUCCAUCUCUUUUUAUCUACUGGCUCCUUCCCUACUGCCUAUAAACAUAGUCACGUCUCCCCCAUAUUUAAAUACUCUCACUUGAUCUGACUAUCACCAAUAGAAAUUGUCCUAUAUCUCUCCUCUCGUGGCUAACCUUGAGAAUGCCGUCUACAAUCAACGUUUUCAUUUCCACCCCUCUCACUGGCUUCUGAACCCUCUGUACUCUGGCAUUCGGCUUCAUCGUUUAGCUGAAACUGCUUUCUCUAGAAUUACCAAUGAUCUCUUAAUUGCCAAAUCUAAUGAUCUUUUCUUUCUCUUCAUUGGUACAUUUUCCCUUACUUUCAGGGAGAUUUGUUAGAAUAAUGCAAUACCAACAAUUCUCUGCAUGAAGGUGUGGCAUAAAACAUCUGAUUACUAAUGGUUGAAUAAAUUGUGGUCCAAAAAUAUAAUGGAAUUUUAUUCUGCAAUUAAGAUUGGCAAGUCUGAGGAAUAUAAGGAGGUAUGGAUAAUGUUGAGUGUAUAAUGAAGAUCCAGGAGAACGGUGCUAGGAAUGAGAAUGAAUGGAAAACUAAGAAUCCUGAUGGAGACAUAGAGGGCUGGAUUGAAAAGGUGUUUUGGCGUUUUGUAGGUUAAAUUCCAUUUGUUUAAAUGUAAAUAAUUGCAAAGCAAGUUUAAUUGUGUUGAUGUUCAAGAUUGUUGAUAACUUAUAGAGGUACCGGUAUAGUGGAUAGAGAGCUGAUCUCAGAGUUUGGAAGACCGUGGUGCAUGGUGCCUCUGACACCUACUGGCUGGAUGAUGCUGAACAAGUGCUUCUUGUGCUCCCGGCAACUGGGUAACACUAUGAGUUUCAUGACCGACGUGGUCAAAGGGUCUUUCUCACUAUGGGCUCCCUAUACCGAUUAAGUCAAAGUUCAGUCGGAAGUUUUGUAUAUAAUAAAUGUUUUAUUAAAAGAAAAGUUCUGAA